GCCGCGCCCUCCUCUGCCAGUGCAGCCCGCCGCUGCCGCCGCUGCCGCCUCCUGACUCACCGCUGUUCGCUGGGCCGCCCGGGAAUAAGUCGGUCAGGAAGGCUCCGCGCCCGCCAUGGCAUUUAAAGAUACCGGCAAAGCACCUGUGGAACAAGAAGUAGCAAUUCAUCGAAUUAGAAUUACUUUGACAAGUCGCAAUGUAAAAUCACUUGAGAAAGUCUGUGCCGACUUGAUCAGAGGUGCUAAGGAAAAAAACCUAAAGGUGAAAGGACCUGUUCGUAUGCCCACCAAGACUCUGCGAAUCACUACCAGGAAGACACCUUGUGGUGAAGGUUCUAAGACUUGGGAUCGUUUCCAAAUGCGUAUCCACAAGCGACUCAUUGACUUACACAGCCCUUCUGAGAUUGUCAAGCAGAUCACUUCCAUCAGCAUUGAACCAGGUGUAGAAGUUGAAGUUACUAUUGCCGAUGCCUGAAUGAUGGUCAUCUACUUUUAAUAAAGUUGAUUUACAAAUUUU
Molecule: messenger RNA, 517 nt
Organism: Rhea pennata
Lineage: Eukaryota; Metazoa; Chordata; Aves; Rheiformes; Rheidae
Gene: RPS20
Product: ribosomal protein S20
Exons: 4
Coding region: 116-475 (119 amino acids)
Biological process (GO): translation
Cellular component (GO): cytosolic small ribosomal subunit; ribosome
Molecular function (GO): structural constituent of ribosome; RNA binding
Source: RefSeq, a predicted model, not a curated record